Messenger RNA from Chara braunii, 2613 nucleotides. The record is from the annotation of a GenBank genome assembly. Lineage: Eukaryota; Viridiplantae; Streptophyta; Charophyceae; Charales; Characeae.
UUAAGCUGAACCUAACCAGACCAAGAUGGGAAUCGUCACAUCUCCCUCUCUCUCUCUCUCUCUCUCUCUCUCUCUCGUCCAAGUUCUUCUCUCUAUUCCUCGAUACGUCACCUCCGCCUGCGGGAGGUUGUUCCCGUUGUCGUCGCCAUCGCAAGGCUCCUCCGUUCUGUAAUUUGUGUUUUUCUGGACUCGGCUGACAAGGAUGGGGAGAGUUGUGCCGUCCUCCCUUCCCGCUAUGGGGGAGAGACCGGCGCUUGCGCUUCUUCUCCGCCUCCGCGUCGCUGCGCUGUGCGCGUACUUGAUCGCGGUAGCGUGGCCCGUUUACGGCUACCCAGAGAGGAGGCCGAUGAUGGGGUCGAGCACGAGCCCAGGCAGCUACGCCUGGAUGCCGGCGCGUGCUGUGGGAGAUGGAAGACCCAACGGCGUCAGUGACGGCAGCGAGUUCUACUGCUUCCGCGACUUCAAGAGGUGCAGGAGCGGCAUCAAGGAAUGCAUCAAGCCGGAGCGGGAAUGCGACGGGGUCAAGGACUGCGAAGACGGGUCGGAUGAGGGGCAGUUCUGCAAGUCGUUCGACUGCACCAAGACGGGACGGUACAUCUGUCCGAGCGGGAAGAUGUGCAUGAACGUCUCGGACUCGUAUGGCAGCUGGAGGUAUUCCCACAGGGAUCCGUACACCGCAUACUUGUGCGACGGCGUGARGGACUGCGCGGACGSGUCCGACGAAGACRAGAAGUUCUGCGCWUCGUUCGACUGCAACGGSAAUGUGCSGCACAAGAAGGUGSCCAURACGCUCGAGUGGGAGAAGUCGACCAACCGCAGAGUGCGAUGUCCAGGCGGAAAGGGUGGGUGUCUGUACGAGACGCAGCUGUGCGACGGAACUGUCAACUGCGUUAAUGCCGCGGGCAGCGACGAGAGCGAAGCGCUCUGCAAGAAGCAAGGGUGCUCUUCCGCCUCGCUCUCUGAUCUGUUUCAGUGUCGGACGGGCAGGUGCAUCCCGCGCGCCCGGAUGUGCGACGGCAAGAAGGAUUGCCCCGACGGUGACGACGAGGGGGACUUUUGUGCGAAGAUUAACUGUCCAAACGGCGGCAUCAAGUGCAGCGAUGCAAAGAAUCGAACGUGCAUCCAGCUGCCUCAGCUGUGCGACGGAGUGCUAGACUGUCCCGGUGGGACGGAUGAGGCCGGCUGUGCGACGAAAGAGUGCAAGGACGGGAAAACUCUUUGCCCAAGUGGGAAAGUGUGUGCCUAUCAUACUCCGUGCGACGGUGUGAAAGAUUGCGGAGACGGAUCCGACGAGGAUCCCGCGUUCUGUAGCCACUUCAAUUGCUCGGCUGAUGAGCGAAUCAAGUGCGAGGACGGCCUGCAGUGUAUCUAUCCGUCAGAUAUGUGCAACGGCCGAAGGGACUGCCAUGACCUGUCGGACGAGAACCCAGCGUCGUGCCGCACGUAUAACUGCUCCCUGUGGGGCGAGCGUACCAUUAAGUGCCCGGGGGGGGAGUACGUCUGGUGCACCAUUGGCAGCUACCUGUGCGAUGGUUAUCACAACGAGUGCUACGCCGACAAGGACGAAGACCCCAAGUUCUGUGCUUCGAACGAGGCACGGGACAUCCUCGCAGAGUACAGCAAAAUUGUCUGCAGCAAUAACAUGACCAAUUACAUUUACGGUGACUACUGCGACGGGAUCAAGAACUGUGCGGAUGGGAGCGAUGAAAGGGAGAGCUUUUGCAAAGUGUACAAGUGUCCGAAAAACCGAGUCAGGUGUUACGGCAAGUGGUGCGUGCGCGGAGCGAAAUGUGACGGCAACUGGGACUGCCCCGAUGGGUCCGACGAACUGAACUGCUAGCCCCGCAAGCCAAGAUCGAAGACCACGACCCGCGUCCCUCCUGAACUUGGAGUCUUUUUGGUUUAGUCUGUCUAAACCUCUAAAGCCUAUCUAGCUUAGCAUAUUGUAUGGCUUCUCUCUAUAUCUCUUUCAGCAUAAUUUCAACUUGUUCUGGCAGCGAGGUCGUUGUGUGAGCCUUCGCUCUGAGUACUUACUGUCUGUGGGAUAGAUCGCUGAUUGGCUGGCUGCCUUCGAGAACUCUACAAUGUCUUCAUCGCACACAUGUGGGUAGCGGUUGGCUUCGAUCGUACUUCCUGUAACUGGCAUUAAUUUGUCCACUGUUUGGGUACUUUCUCCGCGGGUGUAAUCUACAGUCAGCAGUAAUUCGGGCUGCAUUCAACGUUGUUUCUUCACCGAAGAAUGAAGAAGAAUGAAGAAUGGCGCGCAUUCCAAAUCGAGUUCUAUGCUGGUUGUGGGGACUCGGGAGUGGUUCUGACGAUCUGCAUCUCACGAACUAUGUGCUGGAGGAGGUCGGCUCGUCGUGGGAUGGAGAUGGCACGUUAGUGAUCUGUUAUGAGUUUCUGGGAGCUGGCUUUCUAUUCGUCUUCCCUUAGGGAACUAUGUGGUGGAGGAGGUCCGCUCGUCGCUAGCGGAGGAAGAGUAGAGGGGGUGCUUGUAGGGAUGUGUGACAACGGGAUAGAUCAGAAUAGAGGAGAGUUCUCCUCUUCCGAGUAAUUGAGGCAAGUCUCAGAUUGCACCUGAUCGGAUAAAAAAAAUAAAUCUGAAUUAGUAGU